Messenger RNA from Lacerta agilis (Sand lizard), 1401 nucleotides. RefSeq names its product chemokine-like receptor 1. Gene Ontology annotation, molecular function: N-formyl peptide receptor activity; complement receptor activity. The transcript has 3 exons. The record is from RefSeq and is a predicted model, not a curated record. Gene Ontology annotation, cellular component: plasma membrane. Gene Ontology annotation, biological process: complement receptor mediated signaling pathway; inflammatory response; positive regulation of cytosolic calcium ion concentration. NCBI's taxonomy places the organism in Eukaryota, Metazoa, Chordata, Lepidosauria, Squamata, Lacertidae. Bases 177 to 1241 code for a protein of 354 amino acids.
UUCUUUGCAUUUAGAAAUUCUCCUUGCGUUGGAGGCAGCAGCAGCACAGAAGAUUUUCAUUCUCUUUAAGGCAGAGGGCUGCAGCAAUCGACGUUCAGAGGGGAGAGGACAGGCUGAGAGCUGAAGGCCAAGAAAAGGGAGAAGACGGCAGUAAAGGAGACUCUCAGUCAAAAAGAAUGAAGAACACAACUGCACUGACAAACCUUCCCAUUAAUAAUUCUUAUCCAGACCCCCCUGGUUUUCACUAUGAUUAUGAAUACGACGAGGAAGCAUAUAUGUUUGAAAAGACCUUGCGAAAAAGGUUGAACAUUGUCCCUAUGAUAAUUUACAGCCUUGCCUUCCUGUUGGGGGUCAUUGGUAAUGGGCUGGUUAUUUUCAUUGCCGGCUUCCGUAUGAAGAGGACAGUCAACACUGUCUGGUUCCUCAACUUAGCCAUUGCUGACUUUGCCUUCACUUUCUUCCUUCCCCUGAGCAUUGUUUACAUAGCCCUGGACUUUCAUUGGCCCUUUGGCCAGGCAAUAUGCAAGUUGAACACUACCCUUGCCUUCCUCAACCUCUAUGCCAGUGUCUACCUCCUCACAAUCAUCAGCAUCGACCGGUUUAUUUCUGUGUUCUGGCCUGUGUGGGCUCAGAAUCAUCGGACCCCCCGGCUGGCUUUCUUUGUAGCCUUGGGUGUUUGGAUCUUGGCAUUCGUGCUGUGUUCUCCAAACCUCUAUUUCAGGGAUACAGCCCCAGAUUACCAUGAUCCAAAAAAGAUCAACUGCUACAGCAAAUAUUCCAGCCCUCGGGAGCAUCAUGCAAUGACUAUCAGCCGGUUCAUCUUUGGCUUCGUCAUCCCCUUCAACAUCAUCGUCAUUUGCUACGGGGCGAUUGUUCUGAAGCUGAGGAGGAACCAGCUAACCGAAUCAAACAAGCCCUUCAAGGUCAUCACAGCAGUGAUUGUGGCCUUUUUUGUCUGUUGGCUUCCCUAUCAUAUCUUCUCUUUCAUUGAGCUGAAAGCACGAGAAGAUCCAGAUCUGGGUUUGGUGUUGAUCAUUGGCGUUCCGCUGACAACCAGCUUGGCUUUCGUCAACAGCUGCCUCAACCCCAUCUUGUAUGCCUUCAUGGGGCAUGAUUUCAAGGAGAGGCUGAGAUACUCACUCUUCUCUGCAUUUGAGAGUGCCUUUGCUGAGGACAGCAGCCAGAGCUUGGUGACCAACAAGACCAGAUCUUCAGUAGAGUUAGACUCCCAGGGUGUAUGAAACCUUCUGCUUCCAAACCCCACCCCCCAGGGCAAGAUUGUGAAAUGCAUCCAUUCAAAAUCUACCCUGCACUGUUUCUAGCCCUGGCUGGAGCUGGGGAAGUUGUAGUCCAAAUCAUCUGGAAGCAACCAGCUGGGUGAAGGCAGAUCUACAGUAUGUG